Molecule: messenger RNA, 1957 nt
Organism: Neocloeon triangulifer
Lineage: Eukaryota; Metazoa; Arthropoda; Insecta; Ephemeroptera; Baetidae
Product: zinc finger protein 14-like
Exons: 3
Coding region: 311-1735 (474 amino acids)
Source: RefSeq, a predicted model, not a curated record
UGCAACAAUUAAAGGCAAGGUGGUUUGACUGGUUUCAAUGGCAACGAGAGAUUUCUUCCAGCGGUACCACGUGACGCUUGAGAUAAAAAAAGAACGUUGCAAGACCCUGAAUGUGACCCUUUCGACUCCUCUGGUGCAUUCCUCUAUGUAUACAAGACAGUCAUGCAGUUUGUCAUUUUCGCUCUCUGUUAUUCGUAAAUGUUUCUAAUUAACAUUUUUUAUAAUUUGAUUUAUUUUUCUUUUGUCCAAAGACUGACGCAAGGACACCGUACUCGGCCGUAAUUUCAGUUAUACACAAAAGUAGUCCAGAAUGAGCCUCACAAAUGACACAGGAGAGCAGCUUUCAAUAUCGGAGAGGAUUGACCUCCAAUUUAGUUCCCAACAGAGUGACGAAAUUUGGACAAAUUAUUGCUCGGAAUUACCAUCAGCUGAAAAUGAAGAUGCGCAAAUAAGCGGAACCGAAUCUGCUCUUGAUAUAUUGGAAGUUACAUUUAAGCAGGAAGAUCCUGUUGUGCCACAGCAGACCAGGAGUGAAGUUGAAAACGCCACGAAUCCAAAGACUGACUUUGAAAAUUUCUUCUGUCAAACUAAAGUGAAAAUUAGAGCCAAGCGCCAAUGUGAAUACUGCCUUAAAUUUUGGUCGAUCAAUGGAAAAAUUUUCAAAAAACACUCAACUUCUCAGCUCUGCCCAGAAUGCGGUGUGCUUAUAGCGUGUGCUGGUUUGGCAGAAACUCACAAAUCAUUGUCGAAUUGCGAGAUGCAAAUAUUGAGCGGGGAAACUGAGAAAAAUGUGCACGAAAGAGUUGCCUGCAAACUUUGCCAUCAAUUUUACAAGUCAGAAAAAUGUCAUUUUGGGCUUUUACAAUACAAGUCUUGCAAGAAUUGCCGGCAGAAGUUUGACUGCAGAGGUCUUUGCCGAAAACACGAAGCCCAGUGCUGCAAAUUUCUCUGUUGCAAAACUUGCGGUCAAAAUUCCAGAGAUAAAAAGUCUCUUCUUAUACACAUUAAACAGAGGUGCUGCAAACGAUGUUCCCAGAUUAGUCGGUGCUACAACCAAUUUUUGCAACACGACUGCUCAGGGACGAAAAUUUGCUCUGAAGAUAGAAAUAUUGAAGAAAUAAAUCGAGAAAAUCCUUCCGUUUUAUCCAUUACCCGGACCGGAUUAUACCCCCGGACCGGAUUAUACCCCCGGACCAAAUGUAAAUAUUGUCAGCAAUUGUAUUAUUCUGAUAAAGCUCAUUUUGCAAGAAUCCGUACUUCUUGCCGCAACUGCAAGCAGAAUUUCGAGUGCAGGGGUCUUUGCAUUGAACAUGAGCGUCAGUGCUGCGAAUUUCUCAAGUGCAAAAUUUGCAGGCAAAAUUUCACCACGAAAACUGGUCGGAAAAUUCACACAAAAGAGAGGCGCUGCAAAUAUUGUCCACACGUUAGCCAGUGUAACAGCCUCUUUAAAAAGCACAAAUGUUCAGAAAAAGGUGGGGACAAAGCUGAAGAGGUAAUUGUUGUUGGUGACGAUGAACAAAUUCAAGAAAUUGAGCCCCCGUUAUCAAAAAUGCAGUGCCGGUUUUGCCAACUUGUAUGCAAAUCGAUCGAAAAUUUUGAGUGUCACAAUCGGCCUAUCGACUGCCCUCGUUGCGGAUUUGCCCAGCCGUGCAACACCCUUUUGGCCCAUCACCUAGACGUGUGCCGUUUUGAGCGGAAAGAUGAUUCGCACCAGAGAAUGUCAAACUUAAAUUAAAUCGAGUGAAAAUUUCAUUUUAUGCUGGUAUUUGUUUGAAUUUAAAAAAUUUUUAAAUUCAAAUAAUGAAUAUUGCAUUAAAUUUAAAAACCACAUUACUUUGUGUAAUUUUUCAUUAUUUACUGUAAACUUUUGUGAGAAAUGAGUUUGAAAUUAAUAGAAUAAAUCGUGUAAUUUUAUAAUUUCUCAUAAAAAUUUGGAUAAAAUUAAAAUUUUUGGAGG